Molecule: messenger RNA, 1623 nt
Organism: Eimeria necatrix
Lineage: Eukaryota; Apicomplexa; Conoidasida; Eucoccidiorida; Eimeriidae
Exons: 5
Coding region: 1-1623 (540 amino acids)
Source: RefSeq, a predicted model, not a curated record
AUGAAGAAGACGGCCUCUGAAGACGGAAGUAUGGCAGUACCGGAGUUUUUCUCAAGAUGCUUCAGCGUCAAUCGGAAGGCUAAAAUGGUACUCGAGCUUCUUGGCUUUAGAUCCGCCGCAGCGCUACCUGGGCACCUGCAUGCAGCAGUACUACAGCUGCUCCUGAUGGGGCCAGUUGCUCUCUCGAGCAUAGAUUCAACAACCCAAUGUGCACUUCCGAGAACAGAAGCCCGUUUGAUCCCCCUGAGUAGUGAUGGCUGUGUUGUUCAGUGCCUUUUUGCUGAUUGGCUUACUAAGAUCAGCAAAUGGCUCAAAGUACCUCGAUCCCGCUAUGUAAUGCUUCUUGCUGUCAUGCCGGAAUCUGGCCCGGAACAGCAAUUAGCACUCAACGCCUCGAGCUCUCGCGGGACUAAGCCAGCAGCAGUGGCUACACUGGACUCUGCUAAAGUACUGGAUGCGCCCACUUUACUACCAGGGGCAAAACGACUCGGGGUGCACAGGCGGCCUACACAACUGCUGCUUGUUACUUUCAAGGCAUCCCAGAGACCGCUCUUCAAGUGUGACGGCGAGGUUGCCGGCCACCACAGUUUAGGAUGGGCUGAGCCAUCAGAGGUCUUCAGAAUUGACAGCAGUCACAAAGCGUUAUGCAGACUUGUGUUCUGUGGAAGGGACAGCAAGCGUGUCCUGGUUGUUGAAGGCCUAGGCGGUCGACUUCUCGUUUUGGGGGAACUGUCGAACCACGUGACGUCCUUCCCGGCUACUGACGAAGGCCGGGCGUGUGGCAUACCACGGUUGGAGAGACUUGCAUAUCUGAUAAAUGCAAACGCACCCUUUUGUGCCUCUCCUCGUCCUCCUCGUUGGCGGAGGUUGCUGCAGCUGUUUGCUGCCACUGCGACCGCAGUGGAUUUAGGAACACCAACGGCUGUUUUGGCAUUCGGAUUCAGCGAUAUGAAGCACCACGCAAGGGUCAAUCAGGCGCCUGUGCAAAAAGCUCCAGAUGACAUUAAUUCCUUCAAAACGAGCUACACUCAUUGGAAUCAAACAUAUGCCCCUGCUGCGCUCGGGGAGCAGCAGAGGAUUCCUUUGCUGGCUGUGCUGCUUCGUCUGUCGAUUUCCGCCUGUCUUACUGUCUGCCGAACGCUAUCGUUCGUUAUGAGACUUCCUUACGCGCGCACUGUGUCGCCACAGGAGCCUUGUACAGAAGAUUGCAAUGCAACACGGGUCGCUUUAGACGAAGGCCAUAGCAGCUACACAUGGAGUCCGAGUAGCCGUAUUGACUUUGAAUACCGCUCAUGUGUCUGCUUACGACGUGCUCAUGGCUCCAGAGUGGGAAAUAGCGGCCACCUUUUGCCAAGUGCAGUCUGCGCAGCUCGUCCCACACGUACGUUGAGACAGCUUAUUGACGACCAACAGCGUGCUGUCGCUGCACUCGCGAUCCGGGAACGCUGUCAAAAAGCUGCGAUGCUGCAGCAGGAGCACCGGCUGCUUGAUCAACAAGCCUCAAGGGCGCUGAUGGACGAGCAUGGGCAGCUGUUCCCUCAAUGGGAUAUUUCGCUGCAUGGCCUUACCUGGAUUGCUUCGGUGUUGCACUGUGCACGCACUUUCAGGCCCGUCGUUGGGUGA